ACUGCUAUUGCGAUAAUAGUCGCAAACUGCAGCACACGAUCAUAACAACAUUUCCUGACUUGACAGUCCAACUGAACUGUGAGUGACUGUGUCAUACUUUGCUUGAUUGAUGGUACUACUAGGUCUACAUUUUAGCUUUGCAACUGAGAAAGAGGUAAAAGAAUGAAGUCUAUAUUUUCAUCAGGAAGCUCUACAUAUGUUUAGGACAAGGAUCAAGAUUUCUUUCUCCAAUAUUCGAAUGCAAAGAAAAAAAUUCACAUGACAAAUGAAAGUGUCUGAAAUAAAAACCAGCUGCAACCAAACCAGUUAUGUCGUAUUGUGUGAGAAAAAAGCAAAAAUUAAAUUGCGAACAGCCUUACAUCUGUCAUAGAAAAGCAAGAAGUAAACAGGAUUCAAGGCCACACCUGAAGGAACAGUGUGGUACAUCUCAUGAUAUGCCAGAUCAAAAUUUUGGAGCCUUGUUCUCCAGAUUGCCUUUGGAAUGCAAAGUAAGAAUAUUUUCCUUUUUAAGCGACACUGAUAAAUGUGAGGCUGCCAAAGUGUGUUCAGAAUGGGCUGGGGUAAUGAGAACACCACGUCUGUGGCAAGUGGCUGAUUUCACCUUUGUUUUGGCUCAAGGAGAUCUCCCAAAGGAUAAGUGCGAAGCCAUCAAAUGUAUCAAGGAUAGGGCCACAAACUACAUCUAUCACUUUGUGUCAAGAGGAGCCCUGCUGCAUCACUUGUUCUUCCAGCUGGAUAUCAUCGAGGGCGAGGAAAUAUGGCUAAAGUUCCUGAUCUAUCUCCUCAAAAUGACCAACUCGCAUGAACUCAAAGUGGUCCAUGCAGAGUGGACAUCCUCUCCAGAAUUCAUGCCAUUUCAGGCACCAGAGAUUACCUGGAAAUCAGACAGGGUCAAAUCGUUCUUGUGCCUGCUGAUGGCCCUCGGUGACAUGUGCCCUUCCAUUGAAGAAAUCCAUACCCCUUUUGAUUGGUCUUUUUCUUCAGUCAAAGCACUCUCAACCUUCAAGCAGCUACACACAUUGGAGCUGGAUAAGUACUGGGUGUUUUCUGUCCUGAGAGAGGAGAACCUGAAUUACUUGCUGGAGAGCUUGCCGUGUCUGAAGAGGUUCAAGCUGAGUGUGAGUGUGCCGUUAAUCGGAAUGAUGUCAUUUCCACAGUACAUCAUGAGGUCAGAAUCACUGGAGGUGCUGGACAUCUCUAACAGUACUUGUUUCUUUCUCAGGAGUGUACAUCUACCAGCUUUAACAUCGAUAUCCACCUCAAGGAAUCGUUGGACUGGUCCAUUGUUGUCUAGAGAAGCCUUGAGAGUGCAUUGCCUCUACAACAUUCUAAAGACUGGUGCACCAAGACUAACUGUUUUUAACCAAUGCAUUGUGGGAUAUGACUGGAGGUCAACGGUUACACAAGAGUUUGAGGAUGCUUUGAAAUCAAGUUGCUACUGCUCAAGCCAUAAAAGAGGAAGCUUUCUAUUUUAGACCAAUACUCUGAACUAUAUUUUUUUAUGCAAUUUUUUUUUUCAGAGAAUGUAGGGAAAAUCUCAACAAAACAAUUAUUACAAGAAACCAAAUUUUGAAUAGAUGUAAAAUGGACACGCAAAGUACCAGGAUUUAUUUGUGGUUUCAGAAAUUUGUAUGAUGUUAGUAGUAAAUGCCAUUAAGAUUAAUUUUAUGGGAAUAAUCUCUGCACCAAAAUCAACAAGUCUUUUGUCUACUUGUGGAAGUGAUUUGAAAUUCAUAGGCAUUUUUUUCUGUGUAAUUUACCGGUAGCAAUAUAUACUUACAUGGGAUUUUAUCUUAUUUGAAAAUAUACU
This is a messenger RNA of Lytechinus variegatus (green sea urchin), 1810 nucleotides long. RefSeq lists its product as uncharacterized. Bases 309 to 1475 code for a protein of 388 amino acids. The record is from RefSeq and is a predicted model, not a curated record. Gene Ontology annotation, molecular function: protein binding. The transcript is spliced from 3 exons. Gene Ontology annotation, biological process: SCF-dependent proteasomal ubiquitin-dependent protein catabolic process; protein polyubiquitination. Gene Ontology annotation, cellular component: SCF ubiquitin ligase complex. Lineage: Eukaryota; Metazoa; Echinodermata; Echinoidea; Temnopleuroida; Toxopneustidae.